Magnolia sinica is the source of this 1529-nucleotide messenger RNA. RefSeq names its product urease accessory protein F. Bases 333 to 1091 code for a protein of 252 amino acids. The transcript is spliced from 2 exons. Gene Ontology annotation, molecular function: nickel cation binding. NCBI's taxonomy places the organism in Eukaryota, Viridiplantae, Streptophyta, Magnoliopsida, Magnoliales, Magnoliaceae. The record is from RefSeq and is a predicted model, not a curated record.
GGUUACACGAGCUUCGUGCUUAUAGGUCUGCCAGGAAGGGCAGCGAGUCCUCGGAGGCUCGCCGAAGCUGCUCGCCCUUAUGGUCCACCAAGCGAUGAUCAAGACCGUUCAUCAAGAAGACCUACGGUACAUGGUUAACAUGAAAAGAAUCUCAUUGAUCAGAGAUCAUCACCGUUCAUGCAAAGGUGCGUUAGAAAAUGCUUAGCUGGACCGUCGAUUUUAAUUCACUAUAUAUUGAUGAUGACGAUCUCUGUGAGAUUUUUCUCUAUGAACAAUCUACGAUGGGACUCUCUAGAUGAACGACCCUGAUCAAUCGCUGCAAUAACAGUUUGAUGUCGCAGAGGAAACAAGCACUUCAAAUGGACUGUGAUAUGGAGCCAAGCGGAAACAGUGGGAAUCCCACAUCUGAAAACCGUCUCCUACAAUGGACCCAGUGGCAACUGCUAGAUUCCAUUCUUCCAACAGGUGGGUUCGCUCAUUCAUAUGGCCUAGAGGCUGCCGUCCAAGCUCGCUUUGUAUCAGAGCCAGAUGAUCUAAAGGCCCACGUGAUCUACGUCUUGGAAAACACUGGGAGCCUACUUCUUCCUUUUGUGUACACUGCAAACAGGUUCCCUGACAUUGAAACCUGGUCCAAGCUCAAUAAAACAAUGGAAGCGACACUGAUGAAUGAGGUUAGUAGAAAGGCUUCCAUUUCGCAGGGAUCAGCUCUUUUGAGGGUGGCCGCGUCCGUGUUUACAGAGGCCCCUUUGAUCAAGGAAAUGAGAGAGAGCUUAUUGAGUUCGGGGGCUGUUUCUUUCCACCAUGCGCCUGUCUUCGGCCUUAUAUCUGGGCUUCUUGGUUUCGAUAGUGGGACGUGCCAGCGGGCCUACAUGUUCAUGACAAUGAGAGAUGUUAUUUCUGCGGCCACGAGGCUGAAUUUGGUUGGGCCUUUGGGUGCGUCGGUGCUGCAGCAUCAGAUUGCUCAUGCCGCGGAAGGAAUGGUGGAGAAGUGGAUGGACCGUCCGAUCGAGGACGCAUGCCAGACAGCCCCGUUGCUCGACGUGGUGCAGGGCUGUCAUGGGUAUUUGUUCUCUAGGCUUUUCUGCUCUUGAAAGCUCAGAAAAAUGGCACUGCAGUUAGCUGAUUUUGUUGGAUCAAGCAACUUUGCUUGGCCUAAAAAACUGUACUUGGAGACCCCAUCUCUAUGGUGAUCUAAGCUGUUCAUUUGGUGGGCCCCAUUCUGUGAUUGCCCAAUAAUCUUCCUCCAUUUGAUUCUAAAUGUGGACCACUGUGUCUCAUUGGCCAUGACCUACCAAUAACAAUCAGACUGGUUAGAAUCAUCUGAAAUAUAGGAGAUACGUGCAAGGCCUAUCCCAUGAGAAGCCCACCGGCACCAUUGUCUGGGUUGAUUGAAGAAUGCGGUUUUCUAUCAUUCAGCCAUCAUGUAGUGCAAUGUGAACUACCACUGAUUGUAUAUGGUAAGUUUUCUGUUUGGCCCAACCGUCCUGAUCGAACUUCAUUUCAAGUAUCAGUUUGUUGCUUUUGUGUUA